Molecule: messenger RNA, 2038 nt
Organism: Leptidea sinapis
Lineage: Eukaryota; Metazoa; Arthropoda; Insecta; Lepidoptera; Pieridae
Product: 43 kDa receptor-associated protein of the synapse homolog
Exons: 13
Coding region: 195-1832 (545 amino acids)
Biological process (GO): chemical synaptic transmission
Molecular function (GO): acetylcholine receptor binding; protein-membrane adaptor activity
Source: RefSeq, a predicted model, not a curated record
AGGGUGUGUUAAGCAUUGCUCCUAUGAAAUUAACUAUAAAAUCUUCAAAAACAAACGUAUCGGGACGAGAUUGUGACAGAAAACUGUGACCAAAAUUGGAUACCUGUGGUGAUAAUUCUUAAGCUGUUAUGUGUGAGCGGAAGUGCAUCAUGCACCCUGCUGCCAGGUGACCCUGUAGGCUACACCCGCGGAACAUGUCAUGGGACUCUUUGGAGUCGCGCGACUUCCUUGGCGGGGCGCCUGCACACCAGCUGUCUGCCGCACGGCUGAUCAGCUCACCGGAUCCAUCCCGGCACCGACUCGAUGAACAACCAGAAGUAUAUUCUUUCUCCGAAGAAUAUCCGACUGAGAUCCGCAAUGGACGAUGGGGGGCCCGGUUCGGACCAGCUCACCGGCCUUCAGCAGGAUGGCUGGAGUGCUUUAGGGUCGUAAGGUCCAGGAUAGACCAGUACUUGGCGAGAAGGAAAAUUGAGCGCGGUGUAAGACUAUACGGUCAGAAUGAACAACGGCAGGCUGUUAAGGUUUGGCUGUCAGCCCUGCGCGGGGUCAGACACCGCAGUGACAAGUUCUCACUGCUUGGACAUCUAUAUCAGGCCUUCAUGGAUUUUGGAAAAUAUAGAGAAUCGCUAGAGUUCGCGAAUCGUCAGCUUGGCAUAUCUGAAGAGUUGGACUCGGCGCCAAUGAGGGCCGAGGCCUACUUAAACCUCGCACGAGCUCACCAAACUCUUGGCGGCCUGGACAGGGCUUUGUCAUAUGCCCGUCAUGCGCUGUACAACGACUGUGGGGGAGGCUCCACAGCAGGCUGGGUUCACCACACGGUGGCGAGCGUCAGUCUGGAGCUCGGAGCGUUCUCCAAAGCCAUGGACAGCUUCCAGAAAGCGCUCGCCGUUGCGCAGGCGCAGAACGACAACACGCUACUGCUGCAAGUCUACGUAGGUCUAUCAGAGCUGUGGCGCCGCCUCCGAGACACAGAGAGAGCUGUAGCCUGUGCCGCGAGAGCCUGUGACCUGGGGCGAGGUCCGAGAGCUGCCGACCUGAACACCAGACAUCACAGGAUCGCCCUACUACAGAUGGCAGCGGCCCUGAGAGCUAGAGGGGAGUUGGGGGACGCUUACGACUAUUGCAAUGAAGCUCUUCGUCUUUCAACGGUGGUUGGUGAUCAGGGCAGCUUCGCUCGUGCAGUCAGAAUAGCUGGCGAUGUUUACCGAAGAAAAUGCGAUUUUAAUAAAGCCUUAAGACAUUACGAAAUAGCAAUGGGAGCUGGUCAAUCUUUGGGUGAUCGUCUUGCCCAGAUGGAAGCUAUGGACGGAGCAGCGAGAUGCCUGGAGGCCCUCAGAGUCCAGGGCAGAAUUUGCAACUGUAGACCUUUAGAGUUUAACACCAGGCUACUGGAAGUCGCCACUUCUGUUGGUUCUAAGAUGCUAGUUCGUCGGGUCCGUCUUCGCCUAUCAGAGAUCUACACGGCACUUGGCGAUAAUAAUGCCGCGGCAAGACAGAAGAAAGCGGCAGCUUCCUGGGCGCUGCCGGCCUGCGCUAAAUGCCGUGAGCCAUUGGCAGACCGUCCAGAACCGUUGGCGUCAUUACCGUGCGCACAUAUCGUUCAUCAUGCCUGUAUGCCAGAAUCGUGGUCACGGCGCUCAACUCGGAGCACUGGCGGAGAGUGUGCAGAGUGCGCAUCCCCCCGCGCUCCCCGCGACCCCCCACCUGCGCCCGCGCCGCCUCACCACAGGGUACUUAGUCAGGAUUUUCCGUUCGCGUCGCCACCGUUGCUUCGUGAACCCGAUAUUAAUUCUCUUCGAUCAGAUCAAAGCAGCCAAGAAGAGAGUGUGUAACGAUAGUAAGUGCAAUAAAAUGUUGAUAAACCCUUCAAAUCACUAUUAGGUCGUCAAAUUUUGUGAAUAACGUUCAAAACUCGAAAGCAAGAACGCAGAGUACUUGUAGUUGUAGGUACUUACUUGAAAAGCGAGAAAAGAAAUAUAAGAUUUAAUAAGGUAGCGGAACAUUCGCAUUUAAGUACACUGAACUCAUAUUUUCAUCA